Polypterus senegalus (gray bichir) is the source of this 3353-nucleotide messenger RNA. It is a transcript of the gene msna, whose product is annotated as moesin a. Gene Ontology annotation, molecular function: actin binding; cell adhesion molecule binding. Gene Ontology annotation, biological process: positive regulation of early endosome to late endosome transport; positive regulation of protein localization to early endosome; regulation of organelle assembly. Bases 281 to 2020 code for a protein of 579 amino acids. Gene Ontology annotation, cellular component: plasma membrane; adherens junction; microvillus. NCBI's taxonomy places the organism in Eukaryota, Metazoa, Chordata, Cladistia, Polypteriformes, Polypteridae. The transcript has 13 exons. The record is from RefSeq and is a predicted model, not a curated record.
UCCUCAGAAGCUGGCGGCAGGCGGGCGGGGUCUCUUACAGCCCUCAUUUCUUCAUUUUCCUGGGUGUGGUUUGAGACAUUAGAGUUCCGUUAGCAGGAAACGCAAGUAAAGAGAAGCGGCGAGCUGUGUGCAGCAGAUAACGGGACCUCAAGAGAAGUUUUCAAAUUUGCCAGCAUCCCGCAUGGACUUCAGUUUUCUCUGCUAAGGACUUUUUAGUACGUCAUAUAUUUUGUGAAAGAAAAAAAAAAGUUUUUAAGGAAGGGGGAAUCAGAGUGAAAAGAUGCCGAAAACGAUCAGUGUGCGAGUAACCACAAUGGACGCAGAGCUGGAGUUUGCCAUCCAGCCUAACACAACCGGCAAGCAGCUCUUUGAUCAGGUUGUCAAAACUAUUGGGUUACGAGAAGUCUGGUUUUUUGGGCUUCAAUAUCAAGACACCAAGAAUUUAUCUACAUGGCUAAAACUGAAUAAAAAGGUAACAGCUCAAGACGUUCGCAAGGAAAGUCCUCUUCUGUUCAAAUUCAGGGCUAAAUUCUACCCUGAAGAUGUUUCUGAAGAGCUCAUUCAGGAUAUCACACAACGCCUGUUUUUUCUUCAAGUCAAGGAGGGUAUUCUUAAUGAUGAUAUCUACUGCCCCCCUGAGACAGCUGUUCUGCUUGCAUCCUAUGCCGUUCAGGCAAAAUACGGUGACUUCAACAAAGAUGUUCACAAGGCUGGCUACCUUGCCAAUGACAAACUGCUACCACAAAGGGUGCUAGAACAGCAUAAAUUAAACAAGGAGCAGUGGGAGGAGCGCAUUCAAGUUUGGCACGAGGAGCACCGAGGGAUGCUACGGGAGGACUCCAUGAUGGAGUAUCUCAAGAUUGCCCAGGAUCUGGAAAUGUAUGGUGUUAAUUACUUCAGCAUCAAGAACAAGAAGGGAUCAGAACUAUGGCUAGGUGUUGAUGCCCUUGGACUUAAUAUCUAUGAGCAAACUGACAAGAUGACACCUAAAAUUGGGUUCCCAUGGAGUGAAAUUAGAAAUAUUUCCUUUAAUGACAAGAAGUUUGUAAUCAAGCCAAUUGACAAGAAGGCUCCAGACUUUGUGUUUUAUGCACCUCGCCUACGGAUCAAUAAGCGCAUUCUUGCAUUGUGCAUGGGAAAUCAUGAGUUGUAUAUGCGCCGUCGCAAGCCUGAUACCAUUGAGGUGCAGCAGAUGAAAGCCCAAGCCCGUGAGGAGAAGCAUCAGAAACAGAUGGAAAGAGCUUUACUUGAAAAUGAAAAGAAGAAGAGAGAACUUGCUGAGAAGGAGAAAGAAAAAAUAGAACGUGAGAAGGAGGAGCUGAUGGAGAGGCUAAAGCAGAUUGAAGAGCAGACGAGGAAAGCCCAGCAAGAAUUGGAGCAGCAGACACAACGAGCACUGGAUUUAGAAUUGGAGAGAAAAAGAGCCCAAGUGGACGCUGAGAGAUUGGAUAAAGAACGCAGGAUUGCAGAAGAGGCAAAGACUGCACUUCUGCAGCAAGCUGAGAGCCAGAUGAAAAACCAAGAACACUUGGCCACAGAACUUGCAGAACUGACUUCAAAAAUUUCACUGUUAGAAGAUGCAAAGAAAAAGAAGGAGGAUGAGGCUAGAGAGUGGCAAGAGAAGGCAGUGCAUGUCCAGGAAGACUUAGAAAAAACCAAAGAGGAGCUUCAGAAGAAGAUGAUAGUGACCCAUGUUCAAGAACCUUUGCAUGCGGAAAAUGAGCAUGAUGAGAAUGAUGAAAACAGUGCUGAAGCCAGUGCUGAGCUGACCUCAGAGGGCACAAUUAAGGACCGCAGUGAGGAGGAACGCAUGACUGAGGCAGAAAAGAAUGAACGUGUACAGCAACAUCUGAAGCUUUUGAGCUCAGAACUUGCCAAUGCCAGAGAUGAGACUAAGAAAACACAGAAUGAUAUGAUCCAUGCAGAGAAUGUGCGAGCAGGGCGUGACAAAUACAAGACUCUGCGUCAAAUCCGGCAAGGGAACACAAAACAGCGCAUUGAUGAGUUUGAGUCCAUGUGAUCUGACACCUACAGCUGUGGAGGAGCUGCCCUUCAGCACCUUCUGUUUACUACAAAUCUGCCUUUAAGUGACUUUGAAAAUGUGUCUACAAAGACAUUUUGAUUCUAAUACCCCAGCUCUCUGCCCUCCACCCUCUCACCUGCCUUACCUUUUCGGCCUUACAUAUCGCAAAUGUAUUACCAAAGCCUAGAGCCUGUGGGUUUACUUGCUGAUUGAUUAUGUUCCCUGUGUCUGUCUGCUUAUUGCCUAGUUAUGAAGAGACAAUGUGGAGACACCCUGAAAAAUCCUACAGCUGUGUCUUACUAUCUCACUUACUUCUUGCAGUAUAUACACUGUUAUGUUAAACAUUUGAAGUUCUUGGCAUAUUGACUAAAGGCCAGUUCUGUGCAGCACUCUGUACUGAGGGAGGCAUGUUGAGUGUUAUAUGUGUUAUAUAGAUUAACAUCUUAUUAUAAAGAGCCCAUUAGUGAUCUUUUUAUGGGAACAGUGUGCUACUCAGCAAAUGUUAAAUUUAUUGGGAGGGUGCUGAAUGCACUUACUAUGGCACCUUGAAAAAAGCAGCUUUGUAGUGACCGUAGGAUGGCUGUGGAGUGCCGCCUCUUCUUGGUCAUUAGAAAUUUCGGUUACGGAGAAUAUUGCCGAGACUGUUUUAUUUUUAUGUUUUGUUUUUCUUUUUUUUUAUAAGUUAGGCUUCUAAGAGUAACUUUUGUAAGGUUCCAUUAUUCUUUAAACAGCAAAUGUUUGCUAUGUAACUGUAUUGGAAAGCAGAUACUUGGCAGUAUUAUUUAAAAAUGUUCAGUGUUAGAAAUAUUUUCAAAGAAUCAAACAAUCCAGAUAAUAGUUUUGCAUUGAUACAAAUAAUCAUUGAAUACUACCAGCGUAUCUAAUAUAAUUACAUUUACAGUUAGGAAUAGUAGUAAAUAUUAGUUUUUAUAACAUUUUGCAAACUAUUGUAUAUUAAAAGCACCAUUUUGGCAAAAGAUUUAAUGUAUGCAGCUUGAAUGUAAAACACUGUAGAGUUUUGAUUUUCAUUAAAAUGAAUAACAAAUCAACUUUUGAUUUUUUUUUUUUUUGUUUUUUUUCGUUUUUGUUUUGUUUUUUUUUUCGUUUUUGUUUUGUUUUUUUUUGUAAAAGAGUAUUUUGUAACUAAUGUUAUGCCAUUAUCCUGUUAGUUUAUUUUCUAAAAUUGUUUGUUAAAUUAUGUGCCUGGUAUUUGAAGAUUGUUUAUAUCAUUACUGCUCUGAAAUGGCAGAAGCCAAAGGCACUUUGGUUUUGAAACACCUGCUGCUUGCAAAGCUGUUAUUAUCCUGUUAAUAAAGAUUGAACAUGUAAA